UAGGAGGACAAAACUUAAACAAUGCUCUAAAAGAGGCUAUUCUUGCAAAUCAUACCUUUAUUUCCUCCAACACUCCACUAUUUCACUCUAGCUUUUUUCUCCAAUUACUCUUUUCAUUGUGAUGAUGAACGAAUCCUAAAUUGAGAUUGAUUAAAGCCUCUUGGUGAUUAUUGUGAUAUGAUGCCUCCUAAGGGAAGAGAGCAUUGUCAACGUUUACCUCCUGAUGUCCUUAGUGACCUUCCUGAUUAUUUUAUCGAUGACAUUCUGAUGCGUUUGCCUUGUAAAGAUGCUGUGAGGACAAGCGUCUUAUCAAGGAAAUGGAGGUAUCAUUGGUGUAGACUUGCAAAGUUUAAGCUUGAUGAAUCUCUUUGGAAAACACAAAAGGAUAAAUUUUACCCUAGUGUUAAAUUUAGAAAGAUUGUCUACCAGCUUUUGACCCAUCAUAAAGGACCCAUCACUAAGUUUAAGCUCGACAUUGCUUAUCUGGAAAGAUGUCCUGAGAUUGACAACUUCAUAUAUUUCCUGUCUAGGAAAGACAUUCAACAUCUUGUUCUUCACCUUUCACGGCAUGAGCUAUACGAAUUGCCUUCUUCACUUUUCAUAUGUUCGCAGCUGAGGCAUCUAAAUCUACAUAAUUGCUCAAUACAUCAUCCAUCGACCUUUCAAGGAUUUGAUAAGUUAAUUAGCCUGGAACUAUGUGAAGUCACAAUUUCUUCUGAAUUGCUGGAAAGUUUAAUAGCUCAUUGCCCAUUGCUUGAGCAGUUGGUGCUGAAAAUCUCGAAAACUAUAAAUGUAAUUAAAAUUAAUGCCCCGAUGCUGAGAUCCUUUGAUUUCAUGGGAAGUAUAAGUUCUAUUUGUUUAAAGGAUGUCCCUCUUCUGGCUAAAGUAUCUCUGAUAUAUAAGAGGUCUUCUUUGGAGGCAGAGAAUUUUGAUUAUGCAAAGUUUUUCGAGUCUUGUUCUGCACUCGAGCACCUCAUCUUGAACUUCGGUUAUGGCGAGUUCUUUGCGGUUGAAGCACCAACAAGGCUACCCUUUUAUCUUGACCGUGUCAAACAUUUUCACCUGUCUUAUAUUCAGCUGAAGGAAUCGUAUAAGCUCUCAUGUGCUCUUUGCUUGAUAAGAAGCUUCCCAUAUUUAGAAUAUCUCAAAAUUGAGGUUUACAAUGAAGGAGAUAGUGGUAUUCAAGAAUCCCUUGAACUUGAUCGUUUCUCAGAUGUCACAUUUAAUCACCUCAGGGAAGUGAUGCUAGAAAGCUUUGGAGGAACAACACCUGAGAUGCAGCUUAUCAAGAUUUUGUUAGCCAAGUCCCCAGUGUUGGUGAAAAUGCAAAUCGUUCCAGCAUUUCAAAUUGACUUAAUUGACGCAAGAUCAGAAACACUCGCUGAGCUAUUAAAAUUUCAGCAUGCAUCACCUAAAGCAGAAAUAGACUACGUAUCUUAUUGAAGUUAAAACUGAACAGGUAGAAACAAAUGUUGAUGUAGUAGUAUAACACUGUGUUUUGCCUUGUCGUAGUAAGAAAAAGAAACUUGAUUAUCUGUUUGGGAACACGAAUAUUUCUGGAAGGAUGUUUUGAUUAGUUUGUUAUGUAAUAAGAUUGUCAUUACAUGUUCAAGGAUUUUCUACAUUUCGUGCCGAAUGUAUUUAUGGAAUGUUAUGUAGACAUGAAUUGAUACUGUUGUGGUUUAUGUCAAUAUUAUGUUGUGGGUC
Molecule: messenger RNA, 1707 nt
Organism: Lycium barbarum (goji berry)
Lineage: Eukaryota; Viridiplantae; Streptophyta; Magnoliopsida; Solanales; Solanaceae
Product: F-box/FBD/LRR-repeat protein At1g13570-like
Exons: 4
Coding region: 178-1443 (421 amino acids)
Molecular function (GO): protein binding
Source: RefSeq, a predicted model, not a curated record